GUAAGUAAAGUUCGGGUCUGCAUAGCCGAAGGAGGGCAUAAUGGUGUGUUGUAUGGAGGAAUCGCGAGGCCCUCUCUGCGGCGCAUUGCUCACCACACGGAGAGACUUUUCAUCUCAGUCUUCUCGCAGUUGUUGAGUCAAACGCAGCAGGCAGUGUUGUGGGAUUUUCUAACGGCAGGCAUAGUGUGAGAGUCAGCAGAGAGAGAGAGAGAGAGAGAGAGGAAUACUUACAAACUCUCUUUCAACAACAACAAAAAAAUCAUAAUACAAAAUUCAUAUCAUUUUGAAAAAAAAAAAAAACUUUUUUUCACUGCCUCGCAAGUUAAUAGAACAACAUCGCGCAAGCACAAAUACAUUGAUAUCAAAUGGGGGCCCAUUGAGGUUCUUGUAAGAUGUGUAGGUGUGUGAGUGAGUGAGAAUGAGUGAAAAAAAGAGAGAUAUAAAAUCAAACUCACUUGAUAAAUAAGCUCUAUAAACAUAUUUACUUGCGAUUAAAGCCAGUCAGUGGAUUUUUGCACUACAAACCUCCUCGUUGUGCUCCAAUAUUGGCGUGUUUUGCAGGUGAAAAAAAAACUAUCUUACUAGAUUUGAAUUUAAAAAAAAUCUUCAUUGAAAAGUUGUUUGAAAAUAAUUCACAACACACGCACUUUAUGGUGACCCUGUGUGUGCUUGAUGAAAUUUAAUCAUUUAGCACACAAUUUAAAAAAAAAAGAAAUCUUUCCGUGAAAAGUUCUUGAAAAUUUGGCAAGUUUGCAGAAAAGUUAAAAUAAAAUUCAAUUUUUAAGAAAAAAAUUGAAACUUUAAAAGAAAGUCUUGAAGAUUUUGCUAAAGAAAAAAAAUUGAAUUUAAUAAAAAAUCUGCAAAGUGGAGAAUUGAGUGAAAAGUAGCAUAUAAAACGGAUUUUUACGACUCAUCAAACUCUUUUGCUUUGGUGUGACGUGUACUGGUUUGUGUGCAGAAAGAAAAAUUCCCAACUUCUUUUUUUAAAAAGAUUAUUUUCCUCUCAAAUACCAUUGGAGGCAAUAUAAAAGAUUUAUGAAAAAAUAAUAUAAAAUUCAAUGUUUAGAUGAAAAAAGAAGCAACAUAAAUUAUGUGGAUUCAACUUGGAGUCAAAGUGAAAUUGCAGUUAUAUACAUAAAUAUUGGAAAAGUGCUUGCAAGUGACAUUAAUUAGAAUAUUUUAUUAUAAAAGGAGAGAGAAAAGUGCUGAAAUUGCGCAUUAAAAGUUUUUUUUCUUAACUUGCGAUUAAUGGAAUAAAAAGAGAGUGAGAGAGAAAGAGAGACUUCUUGUAUUGUAAAAACGACAAACAUAAUAAUUUAAGAAGUUAAACACACACUACCAUGGUGUUGGUGUGACCUGUAGCUGUGUACGUGAAGUUGCUGCUACAACGGCAGCAGAAAAAAAAAGAAAGAAAAACGAGAAAGACUUGAGAAAAACAGCACAUCAAGUGAAAUUAAAAUUAUUACUACAUUUUACAUGUAAUGGAAGUGAAGGCAUUUGGACCUCCAACCGCCUACCAUGGACCAUAUACAUUCUUCAAUCAGGUGCAAAUUAUUUCCUUUGUGCCAUCCACAAGUGGUGCAGCAUCACCACCGCCACAGGGAUUAAAUCCUUCGCCAAUUUUUGCGCAGGAUCCCACCACGAAGCAUUCACAGCAAAAUAACAAUAUAACGACACGCAGAAAGAAUGCCGUCCGUCGAUGUGAUGCCGUGGUGGCAAGUGAGGAGAAUCGCCGGAUAUCAGUGCUUAAGCUGGGCGACUGUAUCCCCGUGCGUCCGUGGAGUGAUCAGCAAAUUGUGUGCCUCGCAGAGAUUCGUAUGGUGUGGCGGGAUCGCAAUGAGCAGUGCCUCCUAAUUGGGUUGCGGCUGUACUUUGUACCCGAAAAUACCCCAAUGGGGCGCACAACACAUGGGGAGGAUGAAGUUGUUGCCAUUUCGGAUCGUGUUGUAAUUAAGGGGGAUGAUCUCCUUUCGUGGCUCGAUGCGAGUCUCCAGUGGAAUUGGGGUUUUCGCAUUGACAGAUCCACCCAACACAGCCACAUGCCCCGUGAUGAGGGCACCGCUGUGCCUUGUGUCGCUGUAAUUAGCUUCUCCAAGUACUGCCGCUUUCGUGCCCUCAUGAAGCGUAUGGAGAACAUUGAGAAUGAAUGGCUCAAGAGGAGUCUCAUAGAGGCACUCGGGGGUAAUGCCGUGGAUCCCACGUGUAGUCGUAUUGUCUUCUGCCGCGAAACAUUUGACUACCCCGAAUUGGAGACGCAUGAAUUGCUGUGCAAUCAUUUGGCGCCAAAAUUGAAAGGACGACCACGUGGGAGGAGGAAGAAGACAUCCGGGUCAGAGGGUCAUCAGGGUGGUAAAUAUGGGGAUACGAGUGAUUCGGAAUCAGCGGCUGAGUCUGAGUCUUCCAGUUGUUCCUCGAAGAUGAAUUACGCAAAGGCCAAGCUUGAGGUACAACACCUGAGGUAUAGUCAGAGGAGUCAGCGGGUACGACUGAAAACGGAACAGAGUACCGAAGUACCGGAGAACGAUGGGGAGAUAAGUGAGGAAAAGCAAAAGGCAAUGAAGGAGAAAGAAAGGAAAUUCCUUAUGGAACUUCAUCAAUUUAUGGCCGAGAGGAAGACUCCCAUUUCGAAGGUUAUGUGGCUGAGCUUGAGGCGAGUAAAUCUGUACGACAUUUACACAAGAGUACAGGAAUUUGGGGGCUAUGAGACGGUGAGUGUUAAUCGUUUGUGGAAGGCACUGAAGAGGAAUAGUCCCGGAUUGACACACAACAAGUACGAGAAGGUACUGCUGCCAUUUGAGCUGCAUCAGCGAAGCCUCCAGGAAGCUGAGGAAGCGUGCAAGAGGGAAAAGCUCGAAUCGGAAGAGGAUGAGCGUGGCAAAGAAGAUUCAGCACCAAAUGGGCAGAUUGUGGGUUCACAGAAGACCAUAAAGGUGGAAAAGGUUGAGCCGGAGCUGAGUAAGGAGCAAAUGACAGAGAUUCAGAAUAAAGUGAAGGCCAAGGAGCAGAAGCAGCAUCAACAGCAGGGAAAGGAGUGCCAGAAGAUGCAGGUAUCGGUGCCGGUCACCGUCAUUGUUGGAUCAACUCCUGGGCAUGAAGAAGUGAAAACCACAACAUCAUCAAAGCAGAUACAAAUUCAACAACCACGCACCACAAUCACGGUCCAUCAGACAACAAUUCACCCACAGGUGUCAGGUAGUGGCAAUACGACGAAGAGUAGCAGUCAGCAGAUUACCAAUCAAAUUCAGAUUACAAAUGAGAUUAAGAUUCAGCAGAUAACACUGCCCAAGGGGGCAAAAUCCAGCGAUUCAAGUGAUAAUGGCGAUGAGCACGGGAGUGCAAAGGGCCUCCGGCAUAUACGUGUAAAGUCAAAUGGGCGAAAAUUCCCGGAAAAUGUCCCAACGAUUGAUUUACGCGACAGCGAUGAAGAGGUGAUGAUUAAUCCGAGAGUUAGUGCCAUGUACCCACCCAUACGUAAGAGGAAAUUGGAUAUUUUACGUGAAGGUGGCUUGGAGGUGACACCCAUUAGGUCCAGGGAUCCCAUUCCACCGCUUAAGCAGCCACGCAUGGAGGCACGAAGUGAGCAGAGGGAGCAGCAGCAAAGUGUCUUCCGGAAGGUUGAGAAUAUUCCCAAAUUCCAGUCAAAAUGCAUGUUUACGCAGUCUGGGAAGAUUUUUGGGAAUCCCAAGGAGAAUGUUUCACAGCGUGCCACGAGUGUGGGUGGUGGUGGUGGUGGUAGUAGCAGCAGUACGACUGAGGUGUUGGAUUUAACGGCCAAAAAGGGAAGCAGUGAGAUUGGACGUAGUGGGAGGAAUCAUCAUAUGGGGAAUUUAGCGAGUAUCGUACCAAAUUUCCCGGCUCUUGCUAAUCCCAAUCUCAUGAUAUCCUUCGUGCCACCUGCUAUGCCCAAUUUAAAUGACAAUAAGGCAGCACUAAAUUAUGGGAAUUUCUUGCCACAUAUGCUCGCUGAGGCGGCCAGAAUGCCAGGAUUUGGACUACCGGUAGCACCCCCAGGUGGUGGUGGUGGUGCCCCAACGCAUCCACCUCUAAAUUUCCCUCAACUACCACCGGGGCUAACUAUUGCCAAUCUGGCUGAACUCAAUGCAGCCAACAUGAAUCCCUACCUAAUGUCCUACAUGUAUGGCUCGGAGGGAUUCCUACGACCACCAUUCUUUGAUGCUACGAGCAAAAAUGGCAAAUAAGCCAACAUCGUGUCCAUAUUAUGCUGUGAUACGACGCUAUAUAAAUGGAGGGUUUGUGCAACACUCCUCACCGCCCCCAAUGCCGCAAAAUUUGGUUUCCAAAAGAAAAGAAAAUGAGUAAACCACCCAAAAUAUUCGUACGUGUUUUGUCCGUGAUGAAUUAAUAUAAAUGAAGAAAAAAAUACAUCUAGCGUAGAAAUUCUGUGUGCUUAUUGGGAAGAUAAUAUUCUUUACAAUCUAAAGAUUAAAAAAUAAAUAAAAUGAUGAAUUAUAAAAUACAAAAAAAAUCAUGUAUAAGUGGAAUUUAUGAAGUAACAUAAAUCUUUGUUUCAUACAUCAUUAUUCUAAAUGUAAUAAUUGUGGAAAAAAAUGUGAGGAAUUUUUUUUGAAGAAAAAAAAAUACAAAGAAAGUAAA
Lutzomyia longipalpis is the source of this 4614-nucleotide messenger RNA. Its product is annotated as AT-rich interactive domain-containing protein 5B-like. Lineage: Eukaryota; Metazoa; Arthropoda; Insecta; Diptera; Psychodidae. Gene Ontology annotation, biological process: regulation of transcription by RNA polymerase II. Gene Ontology annotation, cellular component: nucleus. Bases 1482 to 4199 code for a protein of 905 amino acids. Gene Ontology annotation, molecular function: transcription cis-regulatory region binding. The transcript is spliced from 5 exons. The record is from RefSeq and is a predicted model, not a curated record.